CCAGAGGAACGUAGUAGCCUUCGAGACAGAGCUGAAAUAAAAUCGAGUGAAAAUUUUCUCGUGAGACAAAUUCAUCAUGACUACGCUGAAAGAGAAACGCGAUGCCUUCCGUCAGUAUCUGGAGGAAUGCGGAAUAAUUGGCUUUCUCACUCGCGCCUUGACGCGUCUCUAUGAGAUGAAGGAGCGUCCUGAAGAUGGGAUUGAGUUUCUGAAGCAGAUGCUGGAGGCGUAUGAUAAAACACAACAAGAGAAUGUCGCUAUACUUUCUACUCCUCAAUGCAAAGAGUCCUCUCCUCUGUUGGCCACUCAGGAGAAGAAGGAAGAAGCAUUGCAGACUGUGAAACCUAUUCCAUCAAAGAACAUUGAGAUCAACAGCACUCCAGAAAUUUCAGGUCAAGUGAAGAAGCAAGAAGAAGACAUUCUCCCUCCAAAAGAUACAGAUUACAAAACUAACAUUGUGCAGGAGAAGAAGGAAGAAUCACCGGCAGCGGUCGAUGAUUCUAAGACCUCUGUUGAGAACAGCAAAAGCAGCACUGUUCCAGAAGCUUCUAGCAAGGUGAAGGAGAGAGAAAGUGCCAUUGAUCUCACGGAGGAGAAGGAAAAGGAAGCGAAUUCUGCUGAUAAUAUGCGAGAGUCUUCACACAAAUCAAUUUUGGAGAGCGCCAUCAGUCGCCACAAAGAGAUUCCUGCUCCAACUCAUGCUCCAGAACAUAGAGAUUGGAGUCACAAGCCGAAUGAGACUUCAAGCAAACAAAUAUCUCAGGAAUACGCGCACUCAGGCCAAUCUACAAGGUCACACAUUUCUGCCCAGCAAGCAGAGGUCAAGGAUACCGCUCAUUCGGAUGAUUCCUUUGAAUCCGCAAAAGGACCGACAAAAGAAUUCGUUUUGUAAACUCACCCGCCAAUCCUGCAAGUUGGAGAUGCGCGUCAAGGAUGCCUGAAUUGUGUGCUUCCCCGUGCUCUUGGUCGUCAUCAGCCUGACCACGGCG
Messenger RNA from Phlebotomus argentipes, 989 nucleotides. RefSeq lists its product as uncharacterized. Lineage: Eukaryota; Metazoa; Arthropoda; Insecta; Diptera; Psychodidae. The record is from RefSeq and is a predicted model, not a curated record. The transcript is spliced from 2 exons. Bases 77 to 892 code for a protein of 271 amino acids.